Messenger RNA from Hippopotamus amphibius kiboko, 1416 nucleotides. It is a transcript of the gene ZNF830, whose product is annotated as zinc finger protein 830. The transcript has a single exon. Gene Ontology annotation, cellular component: spliceosomal complex; nucleus. The record is from RefSeq and is a predicted model, not a curated record. Lineage: Eukaryota; Metazoa; Chordata; Mammalia; Artiodactyla; Hippopotamidae. Gene Ontology annotation, biological process: mitotic DNA replication checkpoint signaling; nuclear DNA replication; mitotic DNA damage checkpoint signaling. Gene Ontology annotation, molecular function: zinc ion binding; nucleic acid binding. The coding region runs from base 22 to 1137 and encodes 371 amino acids.
GCCUCGGGUCCGCUCGGGAAGAUGGCGUCGUCCGCGUCUGCUCGGCCUGCGGCGGGGAAGCGAGUGGUGAAUCAGGACGAACUGCGGCGGUUGAUGAAGGAGAAGCAGCGUCUGAGCACCAACCGGAAACGGAUAGAAUCUCCAUUCGCGAAGUACAACCGCUUGGGGCAGCUGAGUUGUGCCCUGUGUAACACCCCGGUUAAGAGCGAGCUCCUGUGGCAGACUCACGUCCUGGGAAAGCAGCACCGAGAGAAAGUGGCCGAGCUGAAAGGCGCGAAGGAAGCCUCCCAGGGCCCAUCUGCCAGCGCAGUGCCUCAGUCCACCAAGAGGAAGGCGCCGGACACAGAGAACCAAGAUGCCAAGAAAGCGAAGGCCUCCUUGGUGUCUCAGGUACAGCCCUCCACUUCCGCUUUGCCCACCAACUUUGACAAAGCCGGAAAGGAGUCCACUAGGGCGACCCUCAGUAAGGCUUCGGGACUCGGUUUACUCCCUGAUUACGAGGAUGAGGAAGAGGAGGAGGAGGAGGAGGGAGGAGGAGAACAGAAGAGAGGGGAUGUCUGUAAGCAGCCGUCCAACGCACAGGGCAAGGAACACUCAGUUUCCUCCUCGCGGGAGGCAGCUGGUAGUAGGCUGCCAGGCGAUUUCUCGGAUACAAAUCCUCCCAAGGCCCCUUUAAUUCCUCAUUCGGGGUCAAUUGAGAAAGCAGAAGUACAUGAAAAAGUAGUGGAAAGGAGAGAAAACACCGCAGAAGCAUUACCGGAAGGGUUUUUUGACGACCCUGAGAUAGAUGCGAGGGUACGAAAAGUUGAUGCCCCAAAGGAUCAGAUGGACAAAGAAUGGGACGAAUUUCAAAAAGCCAUGAGACAGGUCAACACUAUUUCCGAAGCCAUAGUUGCCGAAGAGGAUGAAGAGGGACGGUUGGACCGGCAGAUUGGGGAGAUUGAUGAGCAGAUAGAGUGUUACCGUCGGGUGGAAAAGCUGCGGAAUCGCCAGGAUGAGAUCAAAAAUAAGCUUAAAGAGGUUCUGACCAUAAAAGAACUGCAGAAAAAGGAAGAGGAGAAUGUUGACAGCGAUGAUGAGGGAGAACUACAGGAUUUGUUGUCUCAGGAUUGGAGGGUGAAAGGGGCGUUGUUAUAGGGUUUCAAAGACCCAAGAUUUCUGUCCCCUCUACGACUGUAUAAAAAGUGCCGUCUCUCAAUAAGAUAUCGUUUACUCCAUGCCUAGAGAUUUGGUAACUUAACUGGGUUAUUGAGAUACCAAUUUGGAAAAUUGGUGUAAAAUAUUUUUGAGGUAAAGGAGUUUUUGAAGUAUUGUACUCAAAUGCCAACUUUUUCACACACUUAAAAAGUUUGAGUUGUAAAAGCUGUAAGCUGUAAAUAUUGUACAUAUUAAAUAUAUAUUUACUUAAGAAUUCUG